Messenger RNA from Didymodactylos carnosus, 1515 nucleotides. The record is from the annotation of a GenBank genome assembly. NCBI's taxonomy places the organism in Eukaryota, Metazoa, Rotifera, Eurotatoria, Philodinida, Philodinidae.
AUGAGUGUUAUUCGUGUACGAUUUGCUCCAAGUCCAACUGGUCAAUUACAUUUUGGUGGUUUACGUACAGCUUUAUACAACUAUUUGUUUGCACGUUCAACAAAUGGGAAAUUUUUAUUAAGAAUUGAAGAUACCGAUCGUGAACGAACAGUACCAGGUUGUAAAGAACAUUUACAACAGUUACUGGAAUGGACGGGAUUAAAACCAGAUGAAAAACCCUGUAUACAAUCAGAAAGAGUCCAUUUAUAUCAACAAUGUUUGAAUGAUUUAUUUCAGAAAAAAAAUUCAAAUGAAUAUAUUUAUCCAUGUUAUUGUCCAAUAGAAAGAUUAAAAUUAUUAAGACACGAAGCGAAAAGACAAAAUCAACCAUACAGAUAUGAUCAAAAAUGUAGACAAUUGACAACUAAACAAAAAGAUGAAUAUAAACGACAAGGUGUUCCCAGUGUUGUUCGUUUUAUAUUACCACCGGAUGAAAGUCAAGUAUACGAUGAUCUAAUAUUUGGUCAACAUGAACAUAAUCCAUAUCAUACCGAAGGUGAUUUUAUCAUAAUGAAAGCAGAUGGUUAUCCUACCUAUCAUUUUGCUAAUGUUAUUGAUGAUCAUCUAAUGGCUAUAACACAUGUAUUUCGUGGUCAUGAAUGGCAAACAUCAACAUCAAAGCAUUUAUUAUUAUACAAAGCAUUUGAUUGGCAACCACCAAAAUAUGGCCAUUUGCCUUUAAUUGAACGUGAAAAAGGUAGAAAAUUAUCAAAACGUGCUGAAGAAAAUUAUCAAAAUCCAAUUGAAAUUGAAUAUUAUAGAAAGAAUGAUUUUAUUCCUGAUGGUCUACUCAAUUUUAUAACAUUAACCGGUGGGGGAUUUCGAACAGAUACAACAAUCGGAAAAACAUUAGAAGAAAUGAUUGAAACAUUUGAUCAUACAUUAUUGACUCGGCAUGCAGCUAUAUUAGAUUUUAAAAAAUUAGAUGUAUGUCAACGAGCACAUUUGAAACGUAGAUACAAACAAGAUCGAAUAGGUGUCAUUGAAAAAUUACGUCAAAAAGUAAUGAAAUAUUAUCCAGAUAAAAAACGUGGUACAUCACUACAAUUAGAAACAUCGUAUCUAGAACGUAUUCUUGAUCUUGAUGAAUUUCGUAUUGCUACAUUGGAAAAUUUAUUCAACAAUGAUUUGUAUGAGUAUCUAUGGACUGAACCGGUGUUAAAUAUAUCCAAAGAUGAUGAUAUAGAACAACUACGUUUUAUUAUUGAAUCUUCAUUAAAAUAUAAGAACAUUGGUACGUAUGAGACUGCAAAACAAAUUAUCAACGAUUAUAAAAAUUUGAACAGUAAAGAUAAACUGACAAAUAAAGAAAUAUUUAAAGUAUGGAGGCUUACUAUUUGUGGAUGUAUCAAAGGACCACCAAUUUUGGAUAUUGUAAAUUUUUUUGGUACAGAUAUUGUACAAAAAAGAUGUGAAAGGGCUCUGGAUGCAUUGAAUAAAAAUGAAAAAUUGUGUGAAAGUGUUACACAGCAGUAG